AUGCCACUGCAGUGUCUAUCUACCCCAAGCACCUGGAUGCCCACGGCCAAGGCCCCCAAAGCGGCUGGCGGGCAGGGCGAUGGAGGUGAUGGUGAAGAGGCAGAGCCGGAAGGGAUGUUCAAGGACCCCAAGGACAUGAAGAGAAAAGUCCGAGGCUACCUCCGCCUGGCUCCCCUGUGGCUGGCUCUGGUCGCGUUGGUUUCAGUGGGGGUCCUGCUCUGGUAUUUCCUAGGGUACAAGGCAGAGGUGACGGUCAGCCAGGUGUACUCAGGCAGCCUCCGUGUGCUCAAUCGCCACUUCUCCCAGGACCUUGCCCGCCGGGAGUCCAGUGCCUUCCGCAGUGAAACUGCCAAAGCUCAGAAGAUGCUCAAGGAGCUCAUUGCCAGCACCCGCCUAGGUACUUACUACAACUCCAGUGCCGUCUACUCCUUUGGGGAGGGACCAUUCACCUGCUUCUUCUGGUUCAUCCUCCAAAUCCCGGAGCACCGCCGGCCAAUGCUGAGCCCCGACGUGGUGCGGGCCCUGCUGGCGGAGGAGCUGCUGUCCGCGGCCAACAGUUCGGUCCCCGCUCCCUACCGGACCGAGUACGAGGUGGACCCCGAGGGUCUGGUGAUCCUGGAAGCCAGCGUGAAAGACAUAGUUGCACUGAAUUCCACGCUGGGCUGCUACCGCUACAGCUACGUGGGCCAGGGCCAGGUCCUCCGGCUGAAGGGGCCCGAUACCCUGGCCUCCAGCUGCCUGUGGCACCUUCAGGGCCCCCAGGAUCUCAUGCUCAAGCUCCGGCUCGAGUGGAAGCUGGCUGACUGCCGGGACCGGCUGGCCAUGUAUGACGUGGCGGGGCCUCUUGAGAGGAGGCUUAUCACCUCGGUCUAUGGCUGCAGUCGCCAGGAGCCCGUGGUGGAGGUCCUAGCGUCAGGCGCCAUCAUGGCGGUGGUCUGGAAGAAGGGCCUUCACAGCUACUAUGACCCCUUCGUGCUCUCCGUGCAGCCUGUGACCUUCCAGGCCUGCGAGGUGAACCUGACCCUGGAGGGCCGGCUGGAGCCACAGGGCGUCCUCAGCACACCGUACUUCCCCAGCUACUACUCACCCAGCACCCACUGCUCCUGGCAUCUGACGGUGCCCUCUCUGGACUACGGCUUGGCCCUCUGGUUUGAUGCCUACGCAUUGCGUAGGCAGAAAUACGACAUGCCAUGCACCCAGGGCCAGUGGACCAUCCAAAACAGAAGGCUUUGUGGUCUGCGCACCCUGCAGCCCUACGCUGAGAGGAUCCCCGUGGUGGCCAGCGCCGGCAUCACCAUCAACUUCACAUCCCAGAUCUCCCUCACCGGGCCCGGUGUGCAGGUGUUCUACAGCUUGUACAACCAGACAGACCCCUGCCCUGGAGAGUUUCUCUGCUCCGUGAAUGGACUGUGUGUGCCCGCCUGCGAUGGGGUCAAGGACUGCCCCAAUGGCCUGGAUGAGAGAAACUGCGUUUGCAGAGCCACAUUCCAGUGCCAAGAGGACAGCACGUGCAUCCCCCUAUCCAGGGUCUGUGACCGGCAGCCCGACUGUCUCAAUGGGAGUGACGAAGAGCAAUGCCAGGAAGGGGUUCCUUGUGGGACCUUCACCUUUCAGUGUGAGGACCGCAGCUGUGUGAAGAAGCCCAACCCAGAGUGUGACGGGCACCCCGACUGCAGCGACGGCUCGGACGAGCUGUUCUGCGACUGUGGCCUUCAGGGCCCCUCGGGCCGCAUCGUGGGCGGGGCCGUGUCCUCGGAGGGUGAGUGGCCGUGGCAGGCCAGUCUCCAGGUUCGAGGCCGACACAUCUGUGGGGGGACCCUCAUCGCAGACCGCUGGGUGAUCACCGCUGCCCACUGCUUCCAGGAGGAGAGCAUGGCAUCCCCGGCGCUAUGGACCGUGUUCCUGGGCAAAGUGUGGCAGAGCUCACGCUGGCCGGGCGAGGUGUCCUUCAAGGUGAGCCGUCUGCUCCUGCACCCGUACCACGAGGAGGACAGCCACGACUACGACGUGGCCCUGCUGCAGCUCGACCACCCCGUGGUGCGCUCGGCCGCCGUGCAUCCCGUCUGCCUGCCUGCCCGCUCCCACUUCUUCGAGCCGGGCCUGCACUGCUGGAUCACGGGCUGGGGUGCCCUGCGAGAAGGCGGCCCCACCAGCAACGGCCUGCAGAAGGUGGACGUGCAGCUGAUCCCACAGGACCUGUGCAGCGAGGCCUACCGCUACCAGGUGACGCCACGCAUGCUGUGCGCCGGCUACCUCAAGGGAAAGAAGGAUGCUUGCCAGGGUGACUCGGGUGGCCCGCUGGUGUGCAAGGAGCCCAGUGGCCGUUGGUUCCUGGCAGGGCUGGUCAGCUGGGGUCUGGGCUGCGGCCGGCCCAACUAUUUUGGCGUCUACACCCGCAUCACUGGUGUGAUCGGCUGGAUCCAGCAGGUGCUGACUUGA
Molecule: messenger RNA, 2439 nt
Organism: Rangifer tarandus platyrhynchus (Svalbard reindeer)
Lineage: Eukaryota; Metazoa; Chordata; Mammalia; Artiodactyla; Cervidae
Source: the annotation of a GenBank genome assembly